UAAGGGUUUAGGUAGUGCAGUCUCUUGCCUGCCGAAAAUGUUUUUUUUAGACGCUCAUGUAUACAGCGGUUUACGGUAGUUCACCCCAUGAUCCUUUUUGUCAAACGCUAUGCUUUGUUUCUACUAAAAUACAAUUAGUUACUUUGAUGGUUCUGAACAAAAUAAGAAGAUCUUGGAGUUUGGUGACGAAUAUUUACUAUCUGUAACAUCAUCGAAGGCUCAAUAUGGAGAUCACGAAGGCUGUUGAUUUGCGGGAACAGUUAACAUCCAUCAUGGAAACCCUGGCGAAAACCGCUGUAGUUGAAAUAGGCAAACUUUUCGAAGAAAAUUCCUCUUUCCUUAAAUUGGAGAUAACGCGAUGUACCCGUGAAAAUGAAUCUCUGCAACAGAAAUGUCGUUUUUUGGAGAGUGAACUUCUAGCCGCCCGGAAAACCGCUGGAAAGAUGAACCGAACAGAAGCUUCAUUGAGCCACGGGUCGACAGACACUGCACAUCGUCCUGCAAUUGACAAUGUGUUUGGUAAGGACUGGUGCUUGAACUUGUGGAGACACGAGGAGUCAAAUGCUGCUCCAAAUGAGGACACCAAUCUGAGCUCUUCAGGUGUUACAGUAGAGCCUGUAAAUUUGCUGGAAGAAGAACCAGACAUGAUCAUGAUCAAGGAGGAGGCGUUUGAGAAGUGCUCUUCAGAUAAAACAGAGGAAGACCAAAAUAAGAGAUUGAGAGGUGCGAUCCAAAAGCAAGUAAAAGAAAUUCUCCCAGAAUUGGAUUUGAAGAAACUUCAAAAUGUGGUCAAUCAUCUUGUUUAUGUGGUGGGUGUGGAGAAGAUAGAGGACCUUACCUUUGUGGAGGUGACAGAUCUUAAGGACUUCCUGGAACCAAUACAAUGUCGAAAACUAGUCAAAACAUUAAAACAAAAAGAUUUUUUCCAAGAAUCCAAUGAACAAGAUGAAACUCCUAAUGAGAUUACGCUCACUUCAUUAUCGUCCAACGAAUCCAUUCCUGAACAGCCCUUCUUCCCUUAUUGUCCUGCAAAUUCUGAAUGGCUCCAAAGAUUUCAGAUCCCGUGGGACCGCAUGCCUCCGGCUCUCACUCAGGCGACGGCCACUGGGCAAAGGGCUCGACCUGGAGCAAGACGGGAGUUUGUUAGAAUCGUUGUGGCAGCCAUGCAAGCAAUUUGCCCAAACCCAAACCUAGCUGCAUGCAGGGAAGUGGCACGCUGGAUCGUGUCUACCUAUCCCCUGACAUUUGGAGACAUUACUGAGGAAGGGGAACAGCUAGGAAACGGCUACAGUUGCUUACAAAGACAACUGAAGACUAGGGUUGAACAUGUGAACAGAGACAUUAUGGAACACCGGAUUCGUCGACCCAGAAAAGGACUGGCGACAAAGAGAGGCGGGGAUCAGGAAAGUUAUGUGGGGAAAAAAUUCAGAAACUGUAAAGCGGACAGUUACGGUUGCGUUAACUGGCAACCUUCCUCCAUCCCAGAGGGAGAGACUCCAAACUCGCUCGAAAUGAAGAGAAAGGUUGCGGUCGAGAUCUUUCAGUCGGCGGGCCCGAGGGCUGUCGAGCUGACCAACGUAGACGACUUGAUGCAGCAGACGUACGUGUACCAACGACACAUGAUCAACUCGUGCCCCCCUCCGUCCAUUAGCGAAAUCGAGCUUAGCUGGCCGUUCCUGUUCACAGAAAGAGGACUCUGCAGGCACUUUAAAACCCUGACUGGGAUUGACAUCAAAAGUCGCUUCGGCGAAACCCUUAAUGCGAAAGCCAAGAGAAUUUUGAACUACUUCAAUAGUCAGAGGCUGAGGUGGAACGAAGAGAUCCAGAGUCUCCUGAGUGAAAUCGAUAGCGAAAGCGAUGGGACAGAUAAUAACAAAACUGCCAUAUCUGCCAUUCUGUUAAUGAUGAAGUACUUUAAGGAAAAGGAAACAUCUAUUUUCAUCGCAGCAGAUGCAACUUCCACCAAGAUGUCCAUUGAAAAAGAAAUGACCUUACCAGCAACACCAAGGCUCAUCAUGCUUGGUAAUUCCCUACUGACUUCAUCCAAGUGGUUCAUCAGCAUUGAGGGCAGAGUUUCACAUUCAAUAGACAGCCAGCUUGACUUCGGGGCAGCAUUGGCUGUGUUCUUCGGGUGCUUCUAUGUUUUCAAUAUAGAGUACGAAGAGUCGGCCAUCGCCACCCUUGAGCUCAUUCAGAGGUUCUUUGUACGGAUUAAUACAGAGGGGACUAAGUGUACAUCAAAGUCAGGCACAAGUCGAAAAACCGGGUCACCUGUCCAGAGAAAAUCCCAAAACUUUCAUCCACGUGUGGCUACAUUUAUGCAGAGGCUUUCCGAAUUUGAGUGGAAGACGUCGAAUUAAUGUUCUCUUCAUCCUAGCCAUGCACUGACUACUGCUACUACCACAGUGAACUAUUACUUCUGUGAUUUAUUUUACUUUGGUAACUUGACUUUUACUUUGUUUUCCUUGUUCUGCUCUACUGGAAUGUUGCUGGAAUGUUUGUAUUACUCUUUUACUAUGACUUACUAUAAUAUGUUCAUACAAGUCAUCCACGCAGCAAUAAAGAAAGUAUAUCAACUGUUAAA
Misgurnus anguillicaudatus (oriental weatherfish) is the source of this 2584-nucleotide messenger RNA. RefSeq lists its product as uncharacterized. The record is from RefSeq and is a predicted model, not a curated record. Lineage: Eukaryota; Metazoa; Chordata; Actinopteri; Cypriniformes; Cobitidae.